Oncorhynchus kisutch (coho salmon) is the source of this 3251-nucleotide messenger RNA. Its product is annotated as choline transporter-like protein 1. Lineage: Eukaryota; Metazoa; Chordata; Actinopteri; Salmoniformes; Salmonidae. The coding region runs from base 250 to 2346 and encodes 698 amino acids. The transcript has 16 exons. The record is from RefSeq and is a predicted model, not a curated record. Gene Ontology annotation, cellular component: membrane. Gene Ontology annotation, biological process: transmembrane transport. Gene Ontology annotation, molecular function: transmembrane transporter activity.
GCAUUCAUGUCAAAAUAACAUGCAUUUUAAUAGAAACAUAUUUAUUUCUAUAAGCUUUUAUUCGACAAUAGGUGAAUGUCUGCAGUAAACUCAUUGGAGUUUUCACUGUUUUAAUGUCUAUGGGUUUUCAGCGUUGCAUCCAACGUUUAGCCUACAGUGAAAGCGUUUUAGUGCCAUAAAAUAAUAUUAGAAAAAACGUAUGAUUGCAGUGACACUUUCGCCUCCGUUCACAAGGAAAAAGUUCAUCGCAUGUUCAUACACAUCCUUGCAUCUAAUCUGUUUACAAGCGCAGUGUUACAGGCAAGGAAGUUUUGCGGGCACUUUUUGUGUUUUGGAAGUUCCAGUCACUCCCUAAAUCGCCUGUCAACAAUGGGAUGCUGUGGCAGUUCAGAGCAAAAGCAGCGCGAGUGGAAACCAUUGGAGGAUCGAAGCUGCACGGAUAUUCCAUGGCUCAUCAUAUUCGCAUUGUUCUGUAUCGGAAUGGCCUGUAUCGCUGGUUUCUCCAUCUCCACGGGAGCUGCAUCCAGGCUCAUCUCUGGCUACGACAGCUACGGUAACACCUGCGGUCAGAAGAACGGGAAGAUCGAGGGGGUCGAACUCAGUGGCCGGGAUCAGACCGACAACAAGUAUGUCUUCUUCCUGGACCCCUGCAACAUUGACAUCCUGAACAGGAAGAUCAAGUCCAUGGCCCUCUGUGUGUCCAGGUGUCCAGACAGAGAGCUCAAGACGUACACUGACGUCAAAAGGUUUGCACUGCAAAAUGGAUCGGAGCUCUGCUCAUACGACAUUCCAGUCUCCAGGUAUCCAAGCCACGGAGAGAGAUCCAAAAAGUGCCCCAAACUCCCCGUGCCACCAAGUAAGUCUCUCCCGGUGUUCCACCGCUGCACCCCCGUGGACGUCUCCUGCUAUGCCCAGUUCGCUGAGGCCUUCGUCACCUUCGUCAGUGACAACAGCAUGCUGCACAGGGUCAUCGCCGGGGUGAUGGCCAGCAAGGAGAUUAUCAUGGGCCUCUGUGUGCUGGCUCUAGUCCUCUCCAUAAUCCUGAUGGUGGUGAUUCGCUACAUCUCUGUCGUGCUGGUCUGGAUGCUCACAGCCCUCGUGGUUCUGGGCUCUUUAGGCGGGACCGGGGUUCUGUGGUGGCUCUACGUGGACCACAGGAUGAAUCUGACUGACCAGACUGGUACCACCCCAACACCCCAACAGCAGUUGGCCACAGGCAACGUCCAGGCUCUGCUGGUCUACGCUGUCAUUGCCACCGUCUUCACGGUGAUCCUGCUGCUGCUGCUGUUCUUCAUGAGGAAGCGCGUGGCCCUGACCAUCACCCUGUUCCACGUAGCGGGCAAGGUGUUCACUCACCUGCCCCUGCUGGCCCUGCAGCCCUUCUGGACCUUCCUCAGCCUCAUGCUCUUCUGGGUCUCCUGGCUCGGUGUGUUCCUCUUCCUCGGAACCACAGGUAGCCCAGUGCAGAGUGAGGAGACAGGGCUGGUGGAGUUUCGUAUGUCAGGUCCACUCCAGUACAUGGUGUGGUACCACGCUGUGGGCCUCAUCUGGAUCAGUCAGUUCAUCCUGGCCUGCCAGCAGAUGACCGUGGCCGGAGCUGUGGUCACCUACUACUUCACAAGGAAUAAAUCUCAACUGCCCAUGACCCCCAUCGUGUCGUCUAUGCUGCGUCUGACCCGCUACCAUCUGGGCACCGUGGCCAAAGGCUCCUUCAUCAUCACCCUGGUGGAGAUCCCUCGCCUCAUCCUCACCUACAUCCACAACCAGCUGAAAGGAAAAGAAAAUGCCUGUGCUCGCUGUAUGCUGAAAGCCUGCAUCUGCUGCUUGUGGUGCCUGAAGAAGUGUCUAACAUACCUGAAUCAAAACGCGUACACGGCCACAGCGAUCAACAGCACCAGUUUCUGUACGUCGGCGUGCGAUGCCUUUGUCAUCCUGGUAGAGAAUGCCCUCAGAGUGGCCACCAUCAACACCGUGGGGGACUUUGUCCUCUUCCUGGGAAAGGUACUGAUCGUCUCCUGCACAGCGUUCGUCGGUGUACUGUCGCUCAACUACCAGCGGGACUACACGGUGUGGGUGCUGCCCCUGCUCAUCGUCUGCCUGUUCUCUUGGCUGGUGGCCCACUGCUUCCUGUCUGUCUUUGAGAUUGUGGUGGACGUGCUCUUCCUCUGCUUUGCCGUGGACACCAAGCACAACGACGGCAGCCCAGGCCGAGAGUUCUACAUGGACAAAGCCCUCAUGGAGUUUGUAGAGAACAGUAAAAAAAUGGCGGGAAGGGACCGGGCCGAGGCAGGUGGAGACGGUCGUGAGAUGAAGCCCAUGACUCAUGGAGGAGGGACUUUUGCUUGACCAAACCAAACCAGGAGACGGAAACCAAAAGGCAUUCUAAACGUUUCCAGGAUAUCACUCCAGUCCCAGAGACGACAAUAUUUUUGAUAACCUGUUUAUUAAUGGCACACUAUACAUGAAAGCUUAGCUUUUUUUUUAAAAGCACAAUGUCUUUUUGUAGCACAUCCGUCAAUAAUAUUGUUAGUGUAGUUUUGCGGUAUUGUACAGGCUGUGGAGUUGGUGUUUUUUAGUUUAGCUUCUUGUGUGUGUGGAAGUAUUGUGUGAGAGAUUAUUCAAAUGCAGCAUGUCAUCACUGUUGUUGUUUUUUUAACUACUAAUAUUGUACAAUGCAAGUGUUUGUAUAUCAAUGUCUUUUUACAUAGUGGUAAUGAGGAUCAUGGUCGCUACUUACGCUGCACUGGUACAUCUAAUUCGAUUGUGACAAAUAACUAGCAUAACAGAUGAUCAACAGGCACUUUUCUCUGUGGAAAACUCCAACCCCAAUGUCUAUUGACCCUGUUGAAAAAUUUGCUUCAUGGAAUAGAAGAAAAAACUAAUUCUGCGUUUAGAUUUUUUUUUUUUUAACAGGAUCAGUGAAAAGCCAGCUCCCAAUGGAGCAUUUUACUGUUGUAAAUCAAAUAUGAAAUAGCCAGUGCUAUGUACUAUGAUAAGGAUGUUCAUAUUGGUUAUUAGUAUAACAAGUACUGAGGUGUCUUAUGUCAAAGGCAAUGCAUUACCAUAAUGGAAAAUCUCUAUAUUGUGGCAACGUUGAGUCAUUACUCCUGAUUUGAGUUUGGAAUACUGUAUCCAUAGAAAAAAGCGAUUCCCUAUGACUGUAUCUCUAUUCGUGAAUGCAAACAGAGUUUUAUCCCAGAAUAUUUUGGAUUACAUUUUGAUACAGAGAAAUAAAACAACAAAAAGAAGCA